Haliotis rufescens (red abalone) is the source of this 732-nucleotide messenger RNA. RefSeq names its product fork head domain-containing protein FD4-like. Lineage: Eukaryota; Metazoa; Mollusca; Gastropoda; Lepetellida; Haliotidae. Gene Ontology annotation, molecular function: RNA polymerase II cis-regulatory region sequence-specific DNA binding; DNA-binding transcription factor activity, RNA polymerase II-specific. The record is from RefSeq and is a predicted model, not a curated record. Gene Ontology annotation, biological process: cell differentiation; anatomical structure morphogenesis; regulation of transcription by RNA polymerase II. The transcript is spliced from 2 exons. Bases 73 to 732 code for a protein of 219 amino acids.
UCUACAUUCUCCCAACAGAAAAGAGAGUUUUCCAACAAGAAGCCUCCCUAUUCCUACGUUGCUCUCAUCACCAUGGCCGUCGAGAGUUCCACAACAGGCAUGAUGACACUCAACGACAUCUACAACUACAUCGUCAAGAGAUUCCCUUACUACGAAGACAACCAACGGAGAUGGCAAAACUCCAUCAGACACAACCUCUCCCUCAAUGACUGUUUCGUCAAGGUACCCCGACCCCCGGGGAAACCAGGCAAAGGUAACCUGUGGGCUCUGCAUCCAUCUUGUGGGGACAUGUUCGGUAACGGCAGUUUUCUUCGUCGUUCUAAACGUUUCAAGUCAGGAGACAAACAGCGACAAGAUGAAGCCACCGUCCAACGUCUUACCUCUUAUGGCCUUUUAGGUUUAUAUGGAGGCCAGUCCCCCUACCUUGGCUUCAGCCCCCUCAGUCUUGCCCCCUUAACCCAGGGACUGACCCAGACACACGCCUACAGCACAGCAAAUAGGCCUGACCCCAGUCCCUGGACUAUGACAUCUCCUACAGUCUACACUCCUCCUACAGCUGGCUACUACAACGCCAGCAGCAUGAACAGCUCCCUGACCGGCUCCCCUCUCUCCAGCUCUCCCCCGGGAAGCUCGACCCUGGAAAGUGAGAUUUUCAAAAACUGUUUUCUCGCUCCCCCAGUGAUGGACACAGUCAAGAUGAGCAGAAUCACGAACACAAUAGAAACGCAGUGA